This is a messenger RNA of Apis cerana (Asiatic honeybee), 2525 nucleotides long. It is a transcript of the gene s-cup, whose product is annotated as spermiogenesis-related protein stanley-cup. The record is from RefSeq and is a predicted model, not a curated record. NCBI's taxonomy places the organism in Eukaryota, Metazoa, Arthropoda, Insecta, Hymenoptera, Apidae.
CACGUGUACGGUCGGAGAGGUCUCGUCCUGCGAGGCGAGGCGAGGCGAGGCGAGGCGAGGAGAGGCGUCGCGACGCUCCGCGGCGUGCGCCGACGGCGUACGUCGCGGCGUCACUACGGCUGGUAGCCAGGCAACGCGCAUAAUACCGACCACCGUGAAUAGUUUGAAACGAAACGGUCGCGGGAGCGGAUCGACUCCUUCCUGCCACGACCUUUCUCCCUCUCCCUCUCUUUCUCUCUCUCUCUCUCCAUCCAUCUUUCUUUCCUCUCCUCCCUCCCCACCGCUCCGAUCUAUCGUCGCCGUCGUCGCCGUCGUCGUCGUCGUCGUCGUCGGCGAGCGCGCUCGAUGGAGAACGGAAGUGGCACGCGACGACACCGAAGGAGACCGAGGGAACGCUUGGAGACGUCUCGACUGACGAUGACGAUGUUGGUGAUGGACGACAUCUCGGACGGGCGCAAUGGGACGAACGCGUGGCACCAGGAGGACGUCGUUUCAUCGGAAUACAACGUGACGACGACGGCGAGCGGAGCGGCCAGCAAGACGAGCCACUUCGAGACCGAUUUGCACGGGAACGUUAACAUUCUUUUAGGCGGGGCGAUGCUCAGCGGGGUGAUUAUGGUUGUCCUCCUCAUGUGCUACUGCUGUCACAAGAGCAUUCGAAAGAAUCGGCCGCAAGAGUACCCGCAAUACUGGAGAACGGAACCAGACGCGCACAGCCUCGAGGUGUUCACCACGGAAGCGCAUGCCGCCUGCUGCGAGAGACAACAACAACACCAACAACAAUCGGCGACGACCGAGGGAAACCAGGACGAGAGCGCCUACGACGCUUUAUCCUGUCCCAUAACCCCGAUUUCCGGCCCUGGCCCACCCCCAACUUACGACAGCCUGAUCUUCGAUCCGAAAAGCCUGGCCACCGCCACCUGGAUGGAGAAGAAGCGCGAGGAUGGAGAGACACCCGGGACCAUCGUUCCCCCGAUGGUGUCCUCGUUAUUGGGGCUGAGAUCAGGUCUGGAGCGUAACGAGGCCGUCGAACAACAAGCAUCGGACGAGGGAUUGCCUUCCUACGAGGCCGCCUUGAAGUUGGACGCGAACGGUUACGUGUGACACGCCCCUGAUCCCAGAGAAUUUUUCACGAUUGUGUUCCUUAACGUUGUGUUCCUUUCUACGGGGAGUGAGAUGAAGAGCGAAGGGACGAGGAAAGAUGGAAGAAAGAAAGGGGAUUGGAAAUUAGAUCCGUAGCGUCUUUCGUCUUUCUUUGGGUUUUUAGAUCGGAGAGAAAGUUGGAGUCGUAGCUUUGAUUAAUUAUCGCGAGCUUAGGAAAAAAUUAUUUCCCUGAUUCCCGUAGUUUUAGAGAGAGAGAGAGAGAGAGAGAGAGAGAGAGAGAGAGAGAGAGAGAGAGAGAGAGAGAGAGAGAGAGAGAGAGAGAGAGAGAAUGUGUGUGUAUGUGUGUACGUUUUCGAUGGACAAAGCUUCGAUUAAAGCGUGGAUAAUAAAAUAUUGGCCCGCUUCUAAUGUUAGAAGACGUUUGGUUCUGGAAGGGAAUAAAAUCCCUGAUACUAUCGAUACGAAUCGUAGGAAAACGGAAACGCGAAUGGGCGAACAAACAAAAGAAACGAGAGCGAACGAAACGAAGAAAAAUCCGCGAAGCGAUUUAUCUCGUUCUAUAGAUUACUUUCAAGUUUCGCGUAACGUAAUAAUAAACCUGUGUAUAACUUGAGUUAAACUGAAUAAACACCGGGGGAAUAAUAAUGAUAAUAUAACGCGAGUUAUGUUAGCUCGCUAAUCUUCUUAAAGAUUCGCAGAAUUGAUCCUAAAAAUAUACAAAGCUUGAAACGUUAUUUCGAGCGAAUCGAUCGAUGUAAAUAAAGGGAGACAGAGUUAUAACAGAAUUAUUAUUCGCCCCGAGAGGAAGAUUCUAAUCCAAUUCUAAUCAUUAAAUAAAAAACUAAAUGGAAAGUCGGCGUAAGAAAUCGAUCGUCUUAUCCUUCAUCCGGCGAAGGCCACUUUAGUGGUCCUCAAUCAUAUUGUUGAUCAGCUUAAAGACCACUUUAAGGCGGGCAUGAAUUACGCCUUCGUUUAUGGUUCGUUCGCUGGAGCUGAUCGAGUGUCGCGAAUUCGUCUACGCCGUUACUCGACGCGAUUCGACUUCGACUGCUCCUCGGAACGUGCGCGCGCAACCAACGAAUAUUUCCCAUCGUUGCGACGAAAAAUCGCUAUUGAACGGGAGACAAUUUUUCGACCGAGAUGGCGAUCGAUGAAGAUAUCAAGAGGUAAUUUUUCGUGUACGGGCAGAGAAGAAGAAAAAAAAGAAAAAGAAAAAGAAAAAAGAGCUUCGAUCGAGAUAAAACGGAAGAACGUAAUAGAACGAUUUGUUUUUUUUAACUCUUCUUGGAGAAAUGGAAUGCAUCGAUUCUAUUUGGCUCGGAUUCGAAUAAUUUAUUCUCAAGGUUGUUUGCGAAUUAAUUGUAACGAUUUGUUCUUCGAGAGAGAGAGAGAGAGAUUUAAUAAAGCGAACUUUUGAUUAA